This is a messenger RNA of Microstroma glucosiphilum, 955 nucleotides long. RefSeq lists its product as hypothetical. NCBI's taxonomy places the organism in Eukaryota, Fungi, Basidiomycota, Exobasidiomycetes, Microstromatales, Microstromataceae. The transcript is spliced from 2 exons. The coding region runs from base 37 to 828 and encodes 263 amino acids. The record is from RefSeq and is a predicted model, not a curated record.
CUCCUCUGUCAUCGUUCCCUCCCCUUCUCGCCCCUAAUGAGUCUCUUCUCCCUUCGCAAGCUUGUUACGGGUACCGGCUGGCGACCGGAUACCGAGUACAGCGGAUUGAGCUGGUCAGAAGAGCUGGCCAUCAACGACCACGGGCGCCAUCGCGGCGUGCCCGUCUUUGGCAGCCCCAAUGGGAUGGAUACGACCGCACUGGGUCCCGAGGUGUGGAAGUUGGUAGCCGCUACCCCGGAUGUUGGAGCUGGAUCGCCAGCGAGAGCAGGAGUGGAUGCUACUUGGGGGCCCUUGGCUUCUGCGUCUUCGAGUACAAGCGGCACAGGCGGGUCAGCAGAUCCCACCGCGUACGACUUUUCCAGCGGUCUCUUCUCCUGCCGGUCUCUCUCCGCCUGCGAACCCUGCCCGCCGCAAACGAGGAAUCAUCCCUUCUGCAGACCCUAUGGGAAUCGUCGACUUGUAUCCUGCAAGGCGAAUUCUAGCCGGCGUGACUCCCUGGAGUCUCAAAAGCAGAAUGUCACGAGCCGAGCUGGCGUGGGGGAGGAACAGGGCAUCAGCGCUGUAGCAGCAGCGAUGGAAAGGGCUGUAAAGCCUCCCCCGCCGGCAGAUCUAGAGUUUCAGGGGUGGGAGGCAUGCGGCAAAGUCAUAUCCUCAGAGACGCGUGACUACUUUGAAUUCGUGCUCAUCCUCAUCCUCCUAGGACUUGGCUCUCUAGUGAUGCUCGUUCGGCGCAAUCGAGAACUUCUCAAGCUGCAGCAGUCUGGUCAGACGGGGACAGGCAGAAGUACAUCGGGGGCGGCCCGGCGCAGGAGGGCAAGACUGGGGUGAACGAGGCAGUCAGGUCGUGAACAAGAGUGAGAGGUUUGGGGCUGACAGAGCAGUGGACUGCCCUGCACCAGCUGCUGUGUCACUCGCAAUCGCAAUAUACCCAACAACUAUCCUUACCGCUCAUAGC